Sarcophilus harrisii (Tasmanian devil) is the source of this 1029-nucleotide messenger RNA. Its product is annotated as vertebrate ancient opsin-like. The transcript has 4 exons. Gene Ontology annotation, molecular function: G protein-coupled receptor activity. The record is from RefSeq and is a predicted model, not a curated record. Gene Ontology annotation, cellular component: photoreceptor outer segment; membrane. The coding region runs from base 1 to 1029 and encodes 342 amino acids. NCBI's taxonomy places the organism in Eukaryota, Metazoa, Chordata, Mammalia, Dasyuromorphia, Dasyuridae. Gene Ontology annotation, biological process: G protein-coupled receptor signaling pathway; visual perception.
AUGAGUAUCAAUCUGACCACAAACUUGAGUUUUGGACCUCUGCUGAUUGACUCUGAGGAGAAGCCAAGAAGUGGGCUUUCUAGGACAGGCCAUACAGUUGUGGCAGUAUUCCUUGGUAUAAUUCUUAUCUUGGGUUUCAUCAAUAACUUCAUUGUGCUCAUCCUCUUUUGCAAGUUUAAAGUUCUUCGAAAUCCUGUGAACAUGCUUCUGCUGAACAUCAGUAUCAGUGAUAUGCUAGUUUGCCUUUCAGGCACUACACUAAGUUUUGCAUCCAGCAUCCGAGGCAGGUGGAUUGGAGGGUACCAUGGAUGCAGGUGGUAUGGUUUUGCCAACUCUUGCUUUGGUAUUGUGUCUCUGAUUUCCUUGGCCAUCCUAUCAUAUGAGCGCUACAGGACCCUCACCCUAUGCCCCAGACGAGGGGCAGACUAUCAGAAGGCUCUACUGGCUGUUGCUGGCUCAUGGCUAUAUUCUUUGAUCUGGACUGUACCACCUCUGAUUGGCUGGAGCAGUUAUGGAACUGAGGGAGCAGGGACGAGCUGUUCUGUGCACUGGACCUCGAAAUCAGUUCAGUCUGUAUCCUACAUCAUGUGUCUCUUCAUUUUCUGCCUGGUCAUCCCCAUCCUGAUUAUGAUCUAUUUCUAUGGACGACUUCUGUAUACAGUCAAGCAGGUUGGGAAAAUCAGGAAGACUGCAGCUCGGAAAAGAGAAUAUCAUGUCCUCUUCAUGGUUGUCACAGCUGUCAUCUGCUACCUGAUUUGCUGGGUACCAUAUGGAUUGAUUGCAUUAGUUGCUACAUUUGGCCCCCCAGGAGUGGUGUCACCAGUGGCCAAUAUUGUACCAUCAAUUUUGGCAAAGAGCAGCACUGUAUGCAACCCAAUCAUCUAUAUACUUAUGAACAAGCAGUUUGAAGGUGACCUUUACAAGUGUAGGGCAAAUGAAAUCAUUAGGAUCUUCCAAAUAGCCGUGUUAGGGAAAAAAUCCAAACCAACCACUGACUAUGGAGAGAAGAGAAUAUGGCCAUUCUAUUGA